AUGCUCUCCAACUGGCCUGGGCAGCGCUAUCGCUCCCUGUCCGGCUCGUUGGUCGACCAUGAGAAACGACGAUACUCCGACGCGAGCGACGAUGAUACGCCCUCCCUUUACUCCUCCGAUCAACCCAUGCUCUCCAACUCUUCUCCGCCCCGAAAGAACUAUGCGCUGUCAUACCACCUACCUCGGCGGCGCUUCUCGCGUUAUUUCACCCUCAUCAUAGCGUCCAUACUUGUCCUCAUGGUCGUCUACCUGGUCAAGAUGGGCUCCAGCAGCGACGCCCAGAUACGGAUGGGGUUGCGGAAGGGUCCUGAUCCUCCGAACCCGUGGGAAAGCUUUCCAUUCUUGAAGCGAUAUCAUGGUGGAAUCAGGAGCUUAGUGAAGAGAAAAGACAACGUCGCCGAGUACCCCACGGGCGACGAGGCGGAUAUGCAGGCGGUGAUGGAGGCAGCCAUGGCUCAGAAGAAGAAGGAUGACAAGGUCGACCCCAAGAAGGAUCCCGGGUUUCAAAAGAGAGAUACGCAAGAGGAUGGUUCAGUGAAGGCGGAAGCCAAGCAGGAUUGGCCAGGUCUGAGGUUCGACCCCUACAAGCAGUACUCGUGGGGUGCGGAAUACGAGCAGCCGGUGCACUGCUACUUGGACAACGUCACGAAACGGGAGAUACCGCCCCUGCUCGUGCAUGAAGGUAUCCCAGAAGGGUUUCCAGACCCGGUCAUGGGUAGCUACGAUCUGUUUGGCUUGAACAACGAUGUUUGUUUCGAGCGGUAUGGCAGGCUUGGGCCCUACGGUUUUGGCUACAGUCGGAAGUACGGCGGCAGUGGGGCGGGUAUGGAGGGUGAGAAAGAUGGGUCGGAGAGCGUUUGGGGUGGGCGUGACGAGAUCGACUACCGGGACGUCAAAUGGGCAAAGGUGCAACAGAGCUGCAUGGAGGCAAACGCACAUCGGUUCAAGCAGCCUUCCAAGGAGAUGAAUCACUUCUUCAGGCCGAUGGGUACUGGAGGGCCAGUGGGCGACCCGAACAACGUUAAACAGAAGCUCGAAGAUCAGACAACUGGGCCGAACGGCAAGAAGUUGGUGCCGAGAACAGCCAUCAUCAUCAGAACGUGGAAGGACUACCAAUAUGACGACGAAGAUAUGUUCUACCUUCGAGCGCUCAUGAACGAGCUCACGAUCCAGUCGGGCACAGAAUAUGUCGUUCACUUUUUGAUCCAGGUCAAGGAUCUGGAUCUCCAGAUAUGGGCAGACGAAGAGACGCACGAGCGGGCGUUGAAGGAGGCUUUGCCGCAGGAGUUCUGGGGCAUGGGCACUCUCUGGAGUGAGCGACAAAUGAAUCUUGUCUACGGAGGUGUGCAGGAGACGGUCUACCGAGACCUGCCGGUGUUCGGUGUUUACCGAAGCACAUACCUCCCUCUACAGUACUUCGCGCACAUGCACCCAGAGUACGACUUCUUCUGGCAUUGGGAGAUGGAUAUCCGGUAUACUGGCCAUUUUCACCAUCUCUUCGACAAGGUGACGAAGUGGGCCAAGCAACAACCUCGAAAAGGGUUGUGGGAGCGCAACGGACGCUUCUACGUACCCGCUGAGCAUGGUCCUUGGGAAGACUUCAGGCAGCUGGUGCGUGUGCAGACGGAACAUGGUACCGCAAGAAAAGACAGCAUGUUCGGCAAACUUUCAGAGGACGCAGGCUCUCGCCACCCCCUUGACUCAGAAUCACGGCAGCCCGCCAAAUCGAUCUGGGGACCUGAAAGGCCUUCAGGGAAGGGUGAUGAGGUUUCGGAGCCCCACAAAGAUCCGGAGCCACCUACCACGUACGAGAAGGAUAACUACGAAUGGGGCGUUGGUGAAGAAGCAGAUUUCAUCACCUUUAAUCCGCUCUUCGACCCGCAUAACACCAAUUGGCUCCUUUCCGAAGAUGUGACAGGCUACAACACCAGUAAGGGCUUCCCUCCUCGCCGUACCGCCAUCAUCACGGCAAGUCGACUCAGCAAACGUCUAUUGGAUACUAUGCACAAGGAGACGCUGUUCAAGCGACACACAAUGUUCUCCGAAAUGUGGCCUGGCUCCCUCUCGCUGCACCAUGGCUACAAGGCCGUCUACGCCCCCCAUCCAGUGUACAUUGACCGUCGCUGGCCGACCUCCUACCUCGCGGCGAUCUUCAACAACGGCGUUCACGGCUCCGCUGGCGGGUCGAGAACCAGUGUUUUCAGUGACGAGCGACAGCACAACUUCCUGGGCACCACCUGGUACUAUCACGCCGGCUUCUCGCCAAAUCUGUGGAAGCGCUGGUUGGGCUACAAGGUCGACAACGACGGUGGAGAGGAGUGGGAGAUGCGUGAAGGUGGUGAGGGGAGGAUGUGUUUGCCGGGCAUGCUGCUGCAUCCGGUCAAGCAGGUUGAUUUGGUGUACGAGCGGAAGGCUGGGGAUGGUUGA
This is a messenger RNA of Saxophila tyrrhenica, 2427 nucleotides long. RefSeq lists its product as uncharacterized. Lineage: Eukaryota; Fungi; Ascomycota; Dothideomycetes; Mycosphaerellales; Extremaceae. The coding region runs from base 1 to 2427 and encodes 808 amino acids. The record is from RefSeq and is a predicted model, not a curated record. The transcript has a single exon.